Populus euphratica (Euphrates poplar) is the source of this 2400-nucleotide messenger RNA. RefSeq lists its product as uncharacterized. The coding region runs from base 1099 to 1476 and encodes 125 amino acids. The record is from RefSeq and is a predicted model, not a curated record. NCBI's taxonomy places the organism in Eukaryota, Viridiplantae, Streptophyta, Magnoliopsida, Malpighiales, Salicaceae. The transcript is spliced from 8 exons.
CUCAUUUUCAUUUUGUUUUCCGACAGCAGUUCAUUUGCUGGUUUUCGUUUGCUUUUAUCAGGCUACAGCACUCCUCCUAUCUGGUUCUGUCUUACAUGAUUCAACUCCUCUGUUUCCGGUGUGCUCUCUUUCUUCUCACUGGAACCAAAUGGCAGGCCUUCACUGUACUGGCUUUGUAGCCUACGCUCCUCCUCCUCCUCCUGUUCAAAUACCAUAACCCAUCUCCACAUCGCAAUCUUCCACCAUCUCCCAACUCAAUCAAUCAACUCUCUAUUUUAAAAAAAAAACCGUUCCGUUUUUCCUGCUCCAACUCUCCACUUCCGAUCUCUCUCCUUCAAUCCCCUCCUUCUCUCCAUUUUCCUCCGUCAGUUUUUCCUUUUUAGAUAUUAAGAGUAAUUGUGUUAUUCUGGAGGAGUAGUGGAAUGGGCGGAAAAGGAAGCACUGCGUUUGUUUUAGAAAUGCAAUGUAGGAGUUGUAGUUUCAUUCUUUAUUCUUUUUUGGAGUUGUUUAAUUAAUAGCCUGUUCAUGAUGUUUUGUAGGAUAACAUAUCUAAAGGGUAAACUAAUUUUGUUUCUCUUACUGAAAAUCUUAUUCAAAGUGAUUUUUGCACCUUAUUUUAGCUACAAGUCUUUGAGCAAUUUUCCUAGAUAACCCAUGUUUUGAGGCCAAUUGCUAGUUAUCAACACUUGGAAUUUGCACUGCUUAUCAGCUGUUUUUAUUUCAUUUUGAUGGUUAUAGUACUCAUGAAAUUAGCUGCUCAGAAGUCAAAACGAGUAGUUAGACUCAAGUUUUGAUUGAACUAUGUUGGCUACUAUCAAGAUAAAGGUUGAUUUUCUCCCAUUCUUCUAUACCCUUUUCUCCCUCUAUAUUUCAUCAGUUUUAUUAACCCAUUUUCUUUUGAAUGUGACCAGAUGAUUAUAGUUUUUUUUUUUUUUCUCAGCAAUUCUAUUGCAUACAUGAUUAUAGAGUGAUGUAGGCACCCAGUUGCACUUGUCACUGGGAUUGCUCAUAACCACCACAAACACCCCAAUACAAACGUCUACAGAUCCAGCUUUUUUGACAAGUGAUCUUCUGCAGUAUAAUGAUAAGCAUGCAGGUAUGGAAACAUGCGAGAUAAUGUCAUUAGUCUCUAGUGGAGAUGUGGUCAAGACAGCUUCUCGUGCUCGAAAGAGUGCCGCAGGGUUACAAUGUACAAUUUCCUUACAAUUAAGGAUGCAGCUGAUGUUUCUAUUGACAUUAUGCUGUCUGGUAUACAGCAAAUGCAAUUCAUUUUUCUGGGGACUUCAAAAUCAACAAGAACACCCUAAAGCUAAAAAAGAAAGUUGGAGGGUAGAGUCACUUGGACUUGUUGUGUUCCUGUUGUUUCCCAUACUAUUUAUACGGAAGGAGGCUCUAUGGGUUUGCUUAGCAAUGAAACCCAAUAAGAGGCAAAUGAUUUCGUUCCCGUUUGGCACUGCAGCUGCUAGUGAGAAAUGAAUCGGGACUAGUACAAAAUCACCAGGAAGCGUCUCGUGUGCACGCAUUAUCUGACAUCACCUACAGUUUCAAAUACCGUACGCUAAGAUAUGGAUUCGAAGAUGAAUGAUUGUGGAAAAUGAUGCAAGUGAAGAUAAGGACGUUGAGGCUUGUGCUAAAGGAUAAAAUGAAAGUCGCCCGCCAGCACUUCAAAGUUCCAACUGAUUGAUAAAUCUCCAUAGAAUAUGGAGACAUGGCAGCAAUGGUCGUAAAAGGACAAUAUAAGAGUAGGACAAACUACAACUCAAUAUUCGAAUGUAAAGCUUCAUAAAGUUCUUUGUAUUUCCCUCGUCAAGAUAAGAUAUUCAAGAUUGUUUGUGAUGAUCCACAGAUGAUUCCUGGAUUUGGAUCCUUCCUCUUCUCACCCCCAAUUGGCUGCAAUUGAGUCGAGAUAGGAUUAGAACCUACGGCUUCUCAAACCCUAUCUGGUCAACACUGCACACUGGUCCACAAUAUCCCUCGUUUUUCUGGUCAGCUUCUUCAACCAGCAGCUUAAUACAACGUCCAAGCCAAGGGGCACGCGCAGUCAAAAUCUAUCCAUAAUAUACAGUUAGGAGGUAUGCUUGAGAACUGAAACUCACAUGGCGGCGGACUCUAAGGAUUCCUGACUAACAUUCUUUUAUAGUUCACCUUGGAGUAUACCUAUAGUACUCUACUCAAAAUCGGUAGACUCGGGAACCAUUUGUCUGCUAAUUAGAAGUCUUCUCAUGCACUGGGCGACCGUUAAUUUGGUGAAGAAUUGUUUCUUGCUUUAACAAAUAUGUAAAUGUAUUUGUCGUUUUGGGAAAAGAAACAUGGCAAUAACAACGACGGCAUACACUUGUCCAUUACAAAUUUGGGGAAUCAGGCAUUGACAGAGAUUGUUUUUAUUCGUUGUCUUGUUUA